UUUUCAUUUCAUUUCAAAUUUCAAAUUUCAUCAAAAUGCAAAAGUAAAGAAACCCUAAAACCCUAUUUGAGAAAGUUUUUGGCCCGCCCAUCUCUCUCCCCCAAACCUCCACUCCUAUAUAACCUCCCACCAUCUUCAACUGAUCGAUACCGGUGUAUUCUAUACACCUUCACUCACUCCAAACCCUACUUUCUAGGGUUUCUUCCUACCAGCCAUGUCGCUGAGGCCUAGCGAGCGGACCGAGGUUCGCCGGAACCGCUACAAGGUCGCCGUCGACGCCGAUGAGGGGCGCCGGAGGAGAGAAGACAAUAUGGUUGAGAUCCGUAAGAAUCGCCGAGAAGAAAGUUUGCAGAAGAAACGACGUGAAGGACUUGUUGGUAAUCAGUUUCCACUGCCUGUUCAAUCGUCUUCUGUUGCUGAAAAGAAGCUAGAAAAUCUACCUGCAAUGGUUGCGGGGAUUUAUUCAGAUGAUAUCAAUAUGCAGCUAGAGGCCACUACCCAGUUUCGUAAACUGUUAUCAAUAGAACGCAGCCCUCCCAUUGAAGAAGUUAUUCAUGCUGGUGUUGUUCUUCACUUUGUUCAGUUUCUUAUGAGGGAGGAGUUCCCCCAACUGCAGUUUGAGGCAGCUUGGGCUUUGACUAAUAUCGCUUCAGGGACAUCUGAACACACAAAAGUGGUGAUUGAUCAUGGUGCUGUUCCUAUAUUUGUGAAACUUCUCGCAUCUCCUAGUGAUGAUGUUCGAGAGCAGGCUGUAUGGGCUUUAGGUAACGUUGCCGGUGAUUCCCCUAAAUGCCGUGACCUUGUUCUCGGUCAAGGUGCUUUGCUUCCUUUACUGGCCCUACUAAAUGAGAACGCUAAACUCUCUAUGCUGCGAAAUGCCACAUGGACACUUUCAAAUUUCUGUAGAGGCAAGCCACAACCUGCAUUUGAACAGACAAGACCUGCGCUUCCAGCUCUGCAACAGCUUAUUCAUUCAACCGAUGAAGAAGUUUUGACUGAUGCUUGUUGGGCGCUUUCGUAUCUUUCAGAUGGUACAAAUGAUAAAAUCCAAGCUGUUAUAGAAGCAAAUGUAUGUCCUAGAUUGGUCGAGUUACUAAAUCAUCCAUCACCUUCAGUACUCAUUCCUGCUCUUCGUACAGUUGGCAACAUUGUUACCGGUGAUGAUAUGCAAACUCAGUAUAUCAUUGAUCAUCAAGCUCUGCCGUGUCUUUUGAAUCUGUUGAUCAAUAAUCACAAAAAGAGUAUUAAGAAAGAAGCGUGUUGGACUAUAUCAAACAUCACUGCUGGCAACAAGGAGCAGAUUCAGACGGUGAUUGAAGCAAAUCUCGUUGCGCCUCUUGUUCAGUUACUUCAGCAUGCAGAAUUUGACAUUAAAAAGGAAGCUGCAUGGGCCAUCUCAAAUGCUACUUCUGGUGGAAGCCAUGACCAAAUUAAGUAUCUUGUUAUUCAGGGAUGUAUCAAACCUUUAUGUGACCUACUUGUGUGCCCAGACCCUAGAAUUGUGACAGUUUGUCUAGAGGGGCUUGAGAACAUUCUGAAAGUGGGUGAAGCUGAGAAGAAUUUGGGAAGGACCGAGGACACGAAUCUUUAUGCACAAAUGAUUGAUGAUGCUGAAGGUUUGGAGAAAAUUGAGAACCUACAAAGUCAUGAUAACAAUGAGAUCUAUGAGAAAGCAGUGAAGCUUCUGGAAACGUAUUGGUUGGAGGAAGAGGACGACGUAAUGCCACCUGGCGAAGUUGCUCAGCCUGGUUUUAAUUUUGGUGGCGGUGAUGUUGUUGUUCCAAAUGGUGGCUUUAACUUCAAUUGAUUCAAGGUCAGUCUUGUUGAAGUAGGGGGAGAUUUAUGUAGUGUUGCAGGCAGGCAUCUAUCCGUUUUCAUGAGGUUCAUUAUUGUAGUGUGGUUGAAGUUUAUGGAGUGAUUGAGGUUUUUUACAAUGAAUAUCACUUGAUGAAUUAUGUAAAAGUAAAUGGUAUUUCUCUUUUGGGACAACUUGAAUUGGGAUUUAUAGAGUUUACCUUCCUUUGCAUU
This is a messenger RNA of Helianthus annuus (common sunflower), 2028 nucleotides long. Its product is annotated as importin subunit alpha-2. NCBI's taxonomy places the organism in Eukaryota, Viridiplantae, Streptophyta, Magnoliopsida, Asterales, Asteraceae. The transcript has 11 exons. Gene Ontology annotation, molecular function: protein binding; nuclear import signal receptor activity. The record is from RefSeq and is a predicted model, not a curated record. Gene Ontology annotation, cellular component: cytoplasm; nucleus. Bases 215 to 1807 code for a protein of 530 amino acids. Gene Ontology annotation, biological process: NLS-bearing protein import into nucleus.